Messenger RNA from Branchiostoma floridae (Florida lancelet), 1671 nucleotides. RefSeq names its product calmodulin. Gene Ontology annotation, molecular function: calcium ion binding; enzyme regulator activity. Bases 301 to 747 code for a protein of 148 amino acids. The transcript is spliced from 6 exons. The record is from RefSeq and is a predicted model, not a curated record. NCBI's taxonomy places the organism in Eukaryota, Metazoa, Chordata, Leptocardii, Amphioxiformes, Branchiostomatidae.
UGAGUCCCCGCGGUUCGUCACAGUAAAAAUAGUCACAACGUUUCACUAUUCAAUAGUAGCUGCCACAGACGAGUAUGUCUUGCUGUUGUUAUCCAGUAGUUCAUGUAUAAACAAUCACUGCGGCAACGGAGGAUAGGCAGGUUAGCGGCGAGUAGCGCUGAGUGCGCAACGAUACGGGUUCAGUGUGAGUCGGCUUCGCAUGGUCUUGAGGUGUUGCAUAGGACCGUUACUUGUUUUGCAGUGCCUACGCUGGUGGUUUUUUCGCGUCUAUAACCCCUACACAAACUUCAUCUUUCCACAAUGGCAGAUCAGCUGACAGAGGAACAGAUCGCUGAAUUCAAGGAGGCCUUCAGCCUCUUCGACAAGGAUGGUGAUGGCACCAUCACCACAAAAGAGUUGGGCACAGUGAUGAGGUCACUGGGACAGAACCCAACAGAGGCAGAGCUGCAGGAUAUGAUCAAUGAAGUUGAUGCAGAUGGUAAUGGUACGAUUGACUUCCCUGAGUUCCUCACAAUGAUGGCCCGGAAGAUGAAGGACACAGACAGUGAGGAGGAGAUCCGUGAAGCAUUCCGCGUGUUCGACAAGGAUGGUAACGGCUUCAUCAGUGCAGCAGAGUUGCGCCAUGUUAUGACCAAUCUUGGAGAGAAGCUAACAGACGAGGAAGUGGAUGAGAUGAUCCGGGAGGCAGAUAUCGAUGGUGACGGCCAAGUCAACUAUGAGGAAUUCGUGAUCAUGAUGUCCAAAUGAACAGAUGUGUACCUUAUUUCCUCAGCUUGAUUAUUGUUCCGAAUUCGUCACCAUGAUGACGUCCAAAUGAAGAGCACAUCUGUUGUCGAGCCAACGUUCCAUCUUCUGUCUUUCACUGCUCUUCAGCAUCUCUGUCCAAUUUAUCCCCUCUCCUUGUGGGUCCAGUGUAGCUGUCCCAUCUUUGGUGAUUGUUUAGCCUGUGAAAUGUCUGCUGUACUUUAAAAAACGAGAAGGAUCGGUUGCUCCCACUGUCCAGAUUCCUCUAUUUUUGUUGUGACGAAAAGGAAAAGGUAAAAAACAGAAGACCCUCCUAUUCUUGCACUGGUGAUUUUGUGGACAAGAGAUGUCGUUAAGGUCGUCUGGACCUUUAGUGCAGCACUAUUUGGUGACAAAGAAAAACUAAAACUCCCUCACAUCUGGCCCUUCUCAAUUUGUGUUCUUGUAAAGUUUUAUACAUAUCUUUAUUGAGCUGAGUUUUCUUGUAAGUACAUGACUGCGUUAAUGGCUACUGUAUUGUACUCUCUGGCAGAUCAGGAACUACUGUAAUGAUGACAGAGUUGUAUGAAUGUCCAUUUUGGUAUUCACUAAAGAUGUUUACAUUUUUAUGAGAGUAAAUAUUGACAGGCUGCUAGGCCAUAAAAGCAGUGCUGAGUGACCAAAUGAUAGCCCAAAAAGCCCUGGGCCCAGUCAGUUGUGUGUUUUAAACUGAUUUUGGGACUGGUUACCACUGUGCGUCCUGACACAGGCUGUGAUAGAUCUGUGUGUCUUGGUUGUAAAUCUCCUCUACUGUAGUGAUCCACUUGUGUGAAGUGUGUUCACUUGAGUUGUAGUCUAUGAGCCUGUGGAGGACGUCGUGGUCCUCGCAGUCAGCUCAGCAAAUGUAUUUGUGCGACAUCUUUACUAAUAAAACUAGCUCCACCUAUA